CAUUACUCGCCUUUUUAAGCGUCUCCAAUCUUUCCACAGCACCAAUUCUCCGGACUUCGAAGACAAGAAAGAAGCCCUGUGAGUCGUUUCAAUUGCACUGGUCAAAAACUCAGGCCUAAUUCCUCCUUUAGGAGCAAUCAAAAUGUUUAAGCCCAACCCGUCCGCCAUCCGGACACUGGCACUGUCCUCCCGAUCCCUCCUCCGUCCACAGGCCUCUAGCGCUCGACGAUGGCUGCAUGCUCAGGCACAGAAUACGACUCGGACGAACACAAAAUUUCUGGUUGCAGCUGCUGCCGGAACGCUCGCGGGCUUCGUAGCAUACCAGGGACUCGAGAUCGGCGGUGAUGUCCAUGCAGAAGCACGUACUGCUCCUGGGGAGCAGACGAUGAAUCUCAGUUUGCAGCAUCUGCAAGUUGAGAGUGCGCUCGCGAAUCCUGGAGUCUAUGCUUGGGGCGAUAAUAGUGGUAAGGUGAUUGCAUCGGAUUCGAAGGAGAAGGUUAUCAAGACUCCUCGACGACUGCCGUUCUUUGAUGGUAUCCUCUUGAGAGAUCUUCAGUUGGGUCAAGAUGCUGGUGUGGCCGUCAACGACAAGGGAGAUGUCCUGCAGUGGGGCAAUGGCUACUCCACUGGAAUCCAAACACCAGAGCCCACCCUCAAAGGCAAAAACAUCGAGCGGGUUGUUCUGACCAAAGACAAAGUCAUCGCCCUGUCUAAAGACAAGACAAUCUACACCUUCCCCAUUGCCAAAGCGCUCCAGCACGACGGCACGAAGGUCACCGAAUCGUCCUGGAUACCUGGAAUGAGCUCCACUUCCGACAUCGCCUACCGCGUUCUGAAGCCCGAGCUCGGCUACUUCGAGACUAUCAAGGACAUUGCUGCUGGCCGCGAGCACCUUCUAGUCCUUACCUCCAACGGCCGCGUCUUUUCCUCGGCCGCUGCAUUCAUCUACCCUUCGCGCGGCCAAAUGGGAAUUCCCGGGCUCCGUUGGGAAACCCGGCCAGCCGGCAAGCCCGCCGACACCCUCCAGGAGAUCACCUCCCUGGGCUUGCAUAAGAUCUCCCAGAUCGCCGCUGGCGACUACCACUCCGCCGCUCUCUCCACCACCGGCGAGGUCUUCACCUUCGGUGACAACGUCCACGGCCAGCUCGGCUUUGAAUACAACCCCGAGACCAACAUCUACGACGUCCCCACACAGCUCACCCUUACGCCCCUCUACCCCGCCAAAUCCACCACCGCAAAGAUCACCUCCAUCACCGCCGGCGGCCUGAACACCUAUCUGCAGGUUGACGUCACCGCCGCCAACAACCGUACCUCGAGCGAAGUCCUCUCCUGCGGCACCGGUAUCUACGGAAACCUCGGCAAUGGCCGCUGGACGCACAUGCAGGGCACGCCCACGAAGAUCAAGGCGCUCAGCAACCUUUACGAGUUCAACGAGACCACGCAAUCCACCGAACCGAUCCGCCUCAGCGCGCUCCUUGCAGGCGCCACCCACGCCGCAGCAAUCAUGUCGACCUCCGCUACUUCAGAUUUCGGUGCCGACGUCCUGCUGUGGGGCAAUAACGAGUUCUACCAGCUCGGCACAGGCAAGAGGAAUAACUCCAGUGUCCCCGUGUAUAUCCAGCCGCUGGACGGUGUUCCCGCUACGAUACUCGCGGAUACUAAGGCGUUCACGGGUAGCAGCAGUCGUGGUGAGAGCGCAAGACAGAGUGGUAUCAUUGGCGGUGCGGGAGAUACGGAGAGUGCGAGGAUUACCGGCGGCGAACAGGUACACAGAUUCCAGAUCGCGAGCCAUGGGAAGACGAAGGAUGGAAAGAAAACGGCGCAGACGGUCGUUUGUGGACGUGGGAACUCGGCAGUGUUUAUGAAGGCCUUGUAGAAAGAGGAAAAGGCAACUUUCCGUUAAGUGUAUCAUAGCUUGUAAAACGUAGUG
This is a messenger RNA of Tricharina praecox, 1930 nucleotides long. Its product is annotated as regulator of chromosome condensation 1/beta-lactamase-inhibitor protein II. Bases 143 to 1876 code for a protein of 577 amino acids. Gene Ontology annotation, cellular component: mitochondrial inner membrane. Gene Ontology annotation, biological process: mitochondrial respiratory chain complex III assembly. The record is from RefSeq and is a predicted model, not a curated record. NCBI's taxonomy places the organism in Eukaryota, Fungi, Ascomycota, Pezizomycetes, Pezizales, Pyronemataceae. The transcript is spliced from 3 exons.